Nilaparvata lugens (brown planthopper) is the source of this 1369-nucleotide messenger RNA. RefSeq names its product death-associated protein 1. Lineage: Eukaryota; Metazoa; Arthropoda; Insecta; Hemiptera; Delphacidae. The record is from RefSeq and is a predicted model, not a curated record. Gene Ontology annotation, molecular function: death domain binding. Bases 184 to 498 code for a protein of 104 amino acids. Gene Ontology annotation, biological process: negative regulation of autophagy; cellular response to amino acid starvation; apoptotic signaling pathway. The transcript has 3 exons.
UGAAAAAUAAAUGACAAAACCUGUCACUGUCAAUGCAAUCAUAUGUUUUGCUAUCUAGGUUGUAAAUGAAAAGUAGAGGCCUACGUGACUGAGAAGGAUGAAACUAAGUUUGCCAACACAUCAGAGGAGAUAAACAUCGUGGUUCAUUCUUUUAAAAUUGUCUUAAUUUCAUCAUUUGCAACAAUGUCAUCACCAGGAAAAGAGGAACUAAAAGCUGGACAUCCACCAGCGGUGAAGGCAGGUGGAAUGCGUAUCACGCAGCACAAAAGUCCAAAAUCGGGUGAAAAACCUGUAUUUGAAGAGGGAGAGAUCAACAAUGCUGGACUUAAUGUUGCUACAUGUCCUCCGAAAACUGUGAGCAUAUCCGGGGCCCCAGUUCGCGGAAAUGCAGAUUUCCCCCCUGAAGCCGUCCAAAGUUUCCAUGAGAAGCCAGUCGAUAAUAAGCCAAUCCACUGCGCUACCAAACCUCACAACAUCCAGCAGCCCAGGAAGAUGUAGAUUGAAAAUGUAUUCAAUCUCACACAAAAUCGGUUUUGUUCGUAUGGAAACGUAUUUACUAACCAUGAAGUUAUAAAAAAGUUAUUAAAACAGAAUUUAUUAUAGUGUACAUAGAUAUAUGAUAAAAAGAGCUACACGGUACUUUGAAGAUGAGCGAGCAGACAUUGAUCAUCUCACUCACUCAUUCUGCCUCAUUCUGCUGAAAACUGUUGAUUUCACUUUUGCUGUUUGAUUACACAACGAAUAAAUAUAAUUAAUUUAUACUAGCCUAACCAAAAUGUUCAGAAACAUUGAAAUAGACUGAAUCAAUUUUGUGCUUAGAUCUGACUAAACAAGCUCACUACUGCAAUUAAGAACAACGAAGCUGUGUCCCUUAAAUAUUACUUUUGGAAUAGUUUUUCCAAUUCACACAGACAAAUGAACAUCUACUAUUUUGAUUCCAUAAUAUAGGUUACUUGAUCGCAACCCAUAAGAAGGUUUUGGUAUUCUACUGAUUCAACAUUCAACUAUUCAUUCCAUUUUGCAUAUUUUCCAAGUAUUCUAUUCAAGUCAACUUAGCCAUUCCUUAAUAUCUGCAUUUUUUAAUGAUUAUUCUGAGGGUGAUGCCCAUAUAAGCUCUUGUGCGUGGGUAAAAGUAGAAUUUGAAAAUUAACUAAAAGCUCUUCAUUUAUCAAGGAUGGUGCAAGAACACUUUUUCAACACACUUUGUUCAGUUCUGAGACGUAAUGUUUGUACUAAUAUUCUUAGAGGUUAGUUUCUAUUUUCAUGUAUUAUUCUAUUUUGAUAAAGUUAUUCUGUUUUCUUUUGUCGAGCUCUUUCUGUAUGUAUUGUUGUAUAAUAUACAUAAAUAAAGAGGUGUUUUCAUACCGAA